AUGCAUCAAGUCAUCCCUCGUCCUCACCAACUAUCUUCCUCCGCCCCAGUGGCCUCUAGACCUCCUCGCAAAAGUGCUUCUGUUCGUUCUUUACGUCGUGAAAAGGAAAAGCAUUCGCUUUCUUCAUCAUCUGAUAUUUAUAAGCCCAAUUAUCACGAUACUUCCUCAGAUCUUCCUUAUUCUCGUCCGACAUACUUUGAUGCACACGCAGACGCUAAUAAACCGGGUCCGAGUCGUGCCACACAACCCUCAACUCGCGAACCACCUUCUUUAAACCCAUCACCAACUACCGAGGAGUUUCGUGAUAGUAGAAUGCUUCGGGGGACCGACCAAGGUGCUCCUUACUUCUCAGAAUUUCACUAUACUCUCCCCACCAGCACCGAUCCAGAAACUAGUCCGCUCACUCAUCCACAUCAACCUCGCCCAAGGACCGGUCCAUCUCCGAAAACUACCUACUGGUUAGAACGAAGUACAGGUCGUCGCGGCUCAUCGACCUCCAUCCAAUAUACUGAAACUAUUCCGGAUACUCCGUCGGAUAGUGGCUCGAUAAAACUUUUCCCAGCGGCACCAAUAUCUGGUGUGGAGACGAUGGAUGCAUUGGUAGAGGGGAUGAAUGGAGGAGAUGACUUUUCGAAUGGUAGCCGCUCUGGGGCUUCUCCUUUAUAUCAACCUCCCCUCCCCACUCCUCCUCCCGGCGUCGUUCUAGGCGGCCCAAAGACUAGAAAAUCAAAAAAAUUAACCUCCAAGUCUCGCAAGCAUUCCAAUGAUUCGGGUGACGAUGAUGAUGGCGUGAAAUUAACGGUGCCCAUCACCCCGCGGCAAAAGUGUCCGAAAGAACUGGGGCCCAGUCGCUCUGGAUCUAGCAUGACAAUAACACCCUCAUCUUCUUUGGAUUUCCCCCAGAUUCGUCCAAGAGCUGCUCCAGUGCCCGUGGAGAAACGAGCAAGCCUUGCACCUUCGAUAUCAGACAUCAUCCGUGCAUACGCACCCGCAGAGGGCAACACGCGUAGGGUACCACUCUCUCGCAACUCCUCGUUCACCCGAAGCAAUGCCCAUGCGAUUGUCCAUGAAGAAUUGGAGUCGGAUGGAAGACUCGCCAUCGCAGAAGAGACUGAUAUAGCAUCCCGUUCGUCCUACGACAGCAUAGCAGAUGAAGUUCAAAAAACCUUGCACAACCAGAUCGGCAUGAACGCCGCUCCUGCUCCCCCUCCGCCAUCGUACCUAAAGAGACAUUCCAUCAUGUCCGACUCGGCUAGUUUGACCUCGCCACGAUCGGAUGGAGGUGGUGCUUCGAUUUGCUCCUCAUCCAUUGCAUCCAGUCAACCCCCGCUCUCCCCAUUUGAUUCUAUCCACUUGAUAAAUUCAUUCAAGCCGUCGACUCCAUCUAAUGAGGUUGCUCAGUAUUUGCGUUCCACUCGGCUUACUACCUUGCUCAGAUUGACUCGAUCGCCUCAUGCAUCACAUGAUAAUCCUCUGACAAUCAGUUUGUCAGAUUUGGGAUCCUCCUCAGGAUACCCUGUCGUGGUGUUUUUGGGCUUGGGAUGUGUGAGACAUAUCAUGGGAUUGUAUGAUGAGAUGGCGGAAUGCCUGGGUCUGAGAUUAAUUACCAUCGACAGAUGGGGCUUAGGACGUACCGAACCCAGAGCAAAAUCUGCAAAGGGCAUCAUGCAGUGGGCAUCAGUUGUCGAGGAAGUUCUCGAUAUGCUGCACAUCGAGGAAUGUAGUGUCAUGGCGCAUUCUGCCGGCUCACCCUACGCUUUAUCAUUUGCCAGUAAGCUCCGCAAGCGUAUUCGAGGAGAUAUCUGUCUCUUAGCGCCUUGGGUCGGUGGAAGUGAAAGUGGCGGGUACAAAUGGCUCAAAUACGUACCGAACGGGAUCUUGAAGACUGCACAGGCCGCUGAGUGGAAACUACAGACCUGGAUGAUUGGCAAGCCUCCGACGAUUGCAUGGGAGGGCAUCGGGUACGACGCCCAGUCGAAGAGGAAUGAUAACAAUCCCCGCCCAAGCAUGGGCUCCAACUUCAGUGAAUACGAUGACCUAAAGGAUUUUGACGGUCGCUUUGAAAGUCGAAGCACUCUCGGCGUCUCGCAGUCACGUGCUGGAAACGAUGAAGGCAGAGCUCAUGCCGCAGUGCGAAAAAGCUCGAAAGGGUUUUUAAAUCGGCUGAAAGGCACCCCAAUCUCUCGGCCACCAUCACCCCCCGAAGUGUUGCCCGUGGGUGGGAAGAGAUUGAAAGGCUUACGAUCGAUGGGUUCGCUGAAAUCAAAAUCAUCAAAGAAGUCAUUACCUCCUAGUCCUCAGCUUUCCCUACCUCCGAAUCUUAAUGGAUUCGAAGCUGGAUUAGGCUUUGCAGACUUAAAGUGGCCUGCUCCUGAUGCAAAGUCCAUAGACCAGCGGUCGAUCUCAUCGUCAAGCACCCAAUACGCCAAAUCUGGUGGUUACUAUCCUUACGGUUACAACGCACGCGCGGGCGGACGAAGGUCAAUAUCGUUCACGUCAUCGACCUCCCGACCGAAUGUGCCGUCAAUCUUCCCUCCCAACCCCAGAUCGCCAGACCUCACGAUCGAAGCUCAUGAUACAUCCUCACUCAAGACCGGACAUCAGACCACGUUAGGUAACGCUCUUAUUGCUGCUUCUCAUUCCGAGUCUGCAAAAGGGACACACAAUGACCUUUUGCAAAUCUUGAAUCAUGACAAUCAUCCUUGGGGUUUUUCGUACCAAUCAUACCCACACAACGUCCGUGUCUGGUACGGCGAUAAGGACGAAAAGAUCGCUGAGAAUGCUGUAAGAUGGAUGGAGAAGACCAUGGGGGAUGCUAAAUGUACAGUCAAGGUAGUCAAAGGAGCGGAUCAUGGGCUCAUGUACAACAGUGGUGUAGUGGUGGAGGUCUUAGAAUACUUAUUGCAGUAUUGGCAAGGCAAUGAACGUCGGUGA
Molecule: messenger RNA, 2934 nt
Organism: Marasmius oreades (fairy-ring Marasmius)
Lineage: Eukaryota; Fungi; Basidiomycota; Agaricomycetes; Agaricales; Marasmiaceae
Exons: 4
Coding region: 1-2934 (977 amino acids)
Source: RefSeq, a predicted model, not a curated record